AUUUCCAUGAUGCUCCUAUUUUUUGCCUUCUUUCAUUCCUACUCCUAUUUAUUUUUUUACGGGUUGCAGGGUCGCCCACAUUGAGAAAGGGUACUGAAAGCCAUCUUCUUUCAACACCCACAGACAACACCUUUCUACGAUCCAUCUCAUCUUUCUCGCUUUCCCUCAUCACCUUUCUCUCAUCUCUUCUCCUUCUCUUUCUCUGCAACACCUUUCUUCACGCAAGCAUGUCGGGUUUAUAUACUCACAGCUUCUCCCCUGCGAGAGCCCUCUCCCCACAGAUAAGAAACACACCAGAUAUUGAUAGUCCAUACUUGGCAGAGUUGUUGGCGGAGCAUCAAAAGCUGGGGCCUUUCAUGCAGGUUCUUCCUAUAUGUAGCCGUUUGUUGAAUCAAGAAAUUAUGCGAGUCUCAGGAAUGGUCUCCAACCAAGGAUUUGGGGAUUUUGACAGGAUGCAGCAUGGAAGUCCCAGUCCCAUUGUUUCUUCAAACCUUAUUCCUAAUGUUGGGGGAACUAGUUUAGGUGGUUGGAGUGGGCUUCAGCAUGAGAGAAUAGGUUUUCCACAAGGAAUGAAUCUGGACUGGCAGGGGGCACCACCAAGCCCAAGUUCGUAUGUGGUCAAGAAGAUCUUGCGCUUGGAAAUUCCAGUGGACACCUAUCCUAAUUUCAAUUUUGUUGGACGUCUCCUGGGACCUCGAGGCAAUUCACUGAAACGGGUGGAAGCUUCUACAGGCUGUCGUGUUUACAUUAGGGGAAAAGGUUCGAUAAAAGAUCCUGGCAAGGAGGAAAAACUAAGGGGAAGACCAGGCUAUGAACACUUAAAUGAUCCGCUGCAUAUCUUGAUUGAGGCCGAGUUACCUGUGAAUGUUGUCGAUAUUAGGUUGAGGCAGGCACAGGAAAUUAUAGAAGAGUUGCUCAAACCAGUUGAUGAAUCACAGGAUUACUAUAAGAGGCAGCAGCUUCGGGAACUAGCCAUGUUGAAUUCAGGUUUAAGAGAGGACAGCCUCCAUCCAAGUGGCAGUGUUUCUCCAUUUGGAAAUAGUGGAAUGAAGCGAGCAAAAACAGGACGGUAGAGAAUAAUUGUUAGCUCGAUGGUAGUUGUCAAAAAUCUUUUUUUCUUUUAUUCUAUCCAGUCAUGCCUUCAGCUCAAGUUACUUAGUCGAGCAUGUGUGGAGUAGAACACCAUAACUAGCUGGUGAGUUUGAUCUGCUAGUGGAAUUUUUUCAUUGGAAGAAAAGAAAAUAGACUUCACAGCAUCUGUUGUAACUGCAUCUACCAGGUCUUCCUGUGUUGUUGAUGUUGAGCCAUGUUUGUUGUGAACCUAGGGUAUUCAUUUCAUUCAUUUUCUACCUUUAACCCGGGUCCAUUAGCUAUGUUUGACCGUCAAUGAACAGUCCUGAACUUAAAUAUUGUUCUUCUUGUUUGACUUUACAUAAGCUGUACAAUUGCACUAUUAAUUUGUAAGCUGUGAUUUAUACACACACAUCGAUAAUUGUUCAGCAUUGCAUUGAAGUUCCUUA
Molecule: messenger RNA, 1520 nt
Organism: Elaeis guineensis (African oil palm)
Lineage: Eukaryota; Viridiplantae; Streptophyta; Magnoliopsida; Arecales; Arecaceae
Product: KH domain-containing protein SPIN1
Biological process (GO): regulation of mRNA splicing, via spliceosome
Cellular component (GO): nucleus
Molecular function (GO): mRNA binding
Source: RefSeq, a predicted model, not a curated record